Molecule: messenger RNA, 3283 nt
Organism: Coregonus clupeaformis (lake whitefish)
Lineage: Eukaryota; Metazoa; Chordata; Actinopteri; Salmoniformes; Salmonidae
Product: neurturin-like
Exons: 3
Coding region: 1101-1736 (211 amino acids)
Molecular function (GO): glial cell-derived neurotrophic factor receptor binding; growth factor activity; receptor tyrosine kinase binding
Source: RefSeq, a predicted model, not a curated record
UCAAGCAAAGCACAAUAGUCUACUACACUACACUGUACACCAACAGAAGAGGAUACUUUGAACUUGUGCAGAAGGAACAUUAUUUCAGUGUCUGCCUGUUUCUCUCUCUCUGUGGAUGACAGGUAGCAGCUGCCGCACUUACAAUCAGCGGCACUCCUACUUAGUCGGGACACUCAGUAUCUCUGAAGUUUCCAUCGCUGGAGCAUCGGGAUUCACAACUAAUGUGUAACUUAGAACAAGGCUGGAGUCACUCUCUCUCUUUCUCUCUCUCUCUCUGCGAGGACAGAGCUGGAAUUAACUCGCGUUGAAGGAAUCUGUGGGGUGAACAGCUCAGUCUUGGAACGUCUUGUUCAGAGAGUGUUGUGUUCUAAACGCAGGGAAAUGGACAGACUGAUCGAACUCAUCUGGAUCUUGGAGUUUAAAAAGUACUCUCAUGAGAUUUUAAAAUAUUUCAGUACUGCGUAAAUAACAUUCCAUUUACUCAACAACGCACUGCAAGAGAUUUCUAGACAAUUUAUGUUGUUUUACAAAUUGCUUAGCUGUGGGUUGAUUGUUUAUUGCCAUAAGAGAUGCUGCAUUUCCAGGGUUGAUUCUCUCUCUGAGAGUCUGGCAGGUCUCCUUCAGCAUACCUGGCAGUCUGGCUGUGUGUGAAGAAGGUAGAAUCAUCUGGAGGAAACAACUCUACACUACUAACAGGCAUUGUGUUUCAUACCCUUACUAGACCCUGUAUCUGACCUAACACCUGGGCUUUGCUAAGGCACUCUGAACACCUGAAGUUAAGACUAUGGGGACUCUGGGCAUCUUCCUCCACCAGUGGAACCUCUGCACGUGUGACAACGGUCUUCAGCAGAUGCACAGACGCAGCAACAGCAGCCUGGUAGUCCUGAAGGCUAACGCCACUACUUUCUGACUGCUUGAUUACUGGACUAAAGGGAGAGCUGCUACUACUCUCUCCUCUACUCUGCCUCGCCUGAGCGGAAGACGGAGGAGCAUCGGCCAUAUUGAUCCCAUGCAGUUCUCACCUGGACGUCAAGCGAAGAGUUAGACACACAGACGAGUCUGGAUAAGCCGGGCAAACGAGUGUCAAUGCUCAUUCUAAGAUGAAGUUAUGGAAGUGUGCCGCCAUCGCCUUGACUCUCUGUGGUACAGCACUGUCCCUCUUCCUCACUAGAAUCAUGGUUCCCACACCACCGCAUCACUUCCCCUCCUGGGACUCGUCUUCGCCGCGGACAUCAGACUCCGCUUCCUCCUCCAACUCCUCUUCCUCCCUGAUCGGACGUCAUCGCAAAGUGCGGUCGACAGACGGCAUCAGCAACAUUUUGACAGAAUUCAUGUACAUGUUCCAGGGUUUUACAGAGGGGGAGCUGAAGCAGGUGAUCGGGACUCUGGUGGAGAAGAAGGCACAGCAGGAGGCCAGGCAGAGCAAAAGGACUAAACGGGCUAAGAAAGCAUCAAAGCCAUGUUCCCUGCGGGAGGUGGAAGUGACUGUCAGUGAGCUGGGUCUGGGCUACCACAGCGACGAAACGCUGCUCUUCAGGUACUGCAGCGGGAACUGUAAUGCUAGCCGACGAAACUACGAUGUCAUACUGAAGAAAUGGACAAGGAAAGGCAUCUCAAAGAGGGAGAGGAGCCCCUGUUGCCGGCCCAAGGAGUACGAUGACAUUUCCUUCUUGGACAACAGUAACAGAUACAAGACGCUCAAUGAGUUUUCUGCUCUGACGUGCGGUUGUGUAUAACGCCUCGAUGGCGGCCAUUUUGACUUCCCAGAUACUGUAUUGAACAUGGGAAAUGCAACAACUACUGCUACAAAAACAAACAAAAACAGGAGUGCACAAGAAUUGAUCCCUACGGUAUUAUGCCAGGGAAUACAGACAUUUGAAACUACCAUCUAUCCUACCAUCUGUUAAUUUUGUGUUCGUUUUCAAAAGACAACAGCAAAUGUUUGUUUUGCUUUCUUUGCCUUUCUUGGGAUAUUUCUCUGUUGGUUUAUACAUUGUAUGUCCUAGGAUUAUACAUUUGUCAUCAUGGGGCAAUCACAGUUAAAGCAAUGAUUUGUUGCUUGAUUGUGGACUAUGUAGCAACGGCUCCACUACCAGUACAAAAGACCAGCUGAGGUAUAACUAGUGCAUGCUACAUUGCAAGUCUGUUCUGAUACCACACUUGUAAGAGGCCUGGUUUAUUUUUUCAGAAAUUAGUGUGUAGAAGUGUGUACAUGGAAAGUACUAGAAUAAGAUAGGGAAUGCCAAGGACGACAUGUACAGUAUACAAAAGGAUGAAACCAACAUGAAGCUACCACAGUGUGCUUCUCCACAACUUCUUGAUCCGCACCAUUGAUGACGCAUGAGGUAUCACUAAGGGAAGUCCAAUGGAGCAGCAACAACAGUACUAGGAAAGACUACAGGCUUGGAGAAACAUGUACAGCAGGCUUCACCAAUUAUAUUAUGUGUGUAGGCACUCCUUCAUAUCACAGGUAAUGAACUAAAUUAUGAAAUCUCCAGCCUUCAUCAGUAACUAUCAAAAUCUACCUCAUUUAUGUUGAACGAUAAUGGACAACACCCGAUAUAAAAACACACGUUCAUGUUCUUCAACUGCUUCCUCUGUAUUCAUCACUAGGACCAGACUAAAAGGAGAUGUUUUAGUAAUAGGUGAUAGUAAAUACAUGAAUAGGCCUAUACUGGCAUAUGAAGCUGAAGGGUAAAAAAAUAAAAAAAAAUAACUAGCUACAGCCACAUCCCUGUUGCAUGCAUGCUAAAUAGAGACUGUAUGGGAGAUUUAGGCUUAAUGACAGCAGCUUGUUAAUCAAAUGGAAUGGCUAUAGCUGUAUAAGCCUGUUCCCGGAAAGAACAAUCCAACAGAAAAACAAUAUGCUAUCAAAAAUCCCUAUCCUUCUACAGCAAGAUCACUGUGAGCUCAUGAAAUAUAACUUAAAUGGUAAUACAGCAAUGCAGUCUUGUUUGAUCAUCUAGACAGAGUGAUGCAUUAAAUGGGUGACUGCUGCAUUGUAAAUGUGACUGCAAGAGGGAUUGUGCUUCAGUUUCACCCUGAAUUAGCCUCUGCAAAUCCAUACCAUUUGUGCAAAUCCCGCAAUAGACUGACUGACCUUAAUCCACUUACCUCCUUUAUAACUGACUUGGCCAAAAGCACUGAGAAAGGGAGAAAUGAGAGAGAAAUGCAUGCCACCAUGCAGCACUAACAGCUAUUUUCUGUCACUAGAACACUGGAGAUGUACAGUCGUGGUCAAAAGUUUUGAGAAUGACACAAGUAUUGGUCUUCACAAAGUUUG